Molecule: messenger RNA, 1360 nt
Organism: Cicer arietinum (chickpea)
Lineage: Eukaryota; Viridiplantae; Streptophyta; Magnoliopsida; Fabales; Fabaceae
Product: E3 ubiquitin-protein ligase SINAT3-like
Biological process (GO): multicellular organism development; ubiquitin-dependent protein catabolic process
Cellular component (GO): cytoplasm
Molecular function (GO): zinc ion binding; protein binding; ubiquitin protein ligase activity
Source: RefSeq, marked validated
UGAAACUCUCUAGUUAACUUCACCCAACACAGCUGAACCUAACACACUCAACUUUUUCUCUCUCUCGGUAAAGUGCUUCUGACAACCGUUGGAUUUUGAUCGAAAGGUCAAUAGUUAUUUCAAAUAACAAGGUAGGAACAACAAAAACAUCCUAGAUUCCUAUCUGGGGUUCGGUUUCUCUCAUCAACCAACUUCAAAUUCUUCCCUUUCUUCUCUUCUCUCUUCAAAUUUACAUUCAAGGCUUCCACCCAGCUGAAAAAAUCAUGGAAUCAGAUAGUAGUACUGUGUCUUCUAUGAUCACGAUGGAUGAAGAUUUGCAUCCUCAUCAGUUUUCUUCUUCAACUUCUAAACUACAUAGCAAUGGUACUCCAACUUCUACAAGUGUUCAUGAGCUUCUUGAAUGCCCUGUUUGUACCAAUUCAAUGUACCCUCCUAUUCAUCAGUGCCAUAAUGGGCAUACCCUAUGUUCAACUUGUAAGACAAGGGUACACAACAGGUGCCCGACUUGCAGACAGGAGCUCGGUGAUAUUCGCUGUUUAGCAUUGGAGAAGAUAGCAGAAUCACUUGAACUUCCUUGCAGAUAUACCUCUGUCGGGUGUCCGGAGAUAUUUCCAUAUUACAGCAAACUGAAACAUGAGUCGAUUUGUAACUUCAGACCUUACAACUGUCCGUAUGCUGGGUCGGACUGUUCUGUUGUCGGGGAUAUUCCACACCUUGUUGCUCAUUUAAGGGACGACCAUAGAGUUGAUAUGCAUUCUGGAUGCACUUUUAAUCAUCGUUAUGUCAAGUCAAAUCCGAUGGAAGUAGAAAAUGCUACAUGGAUGUUAACAGUCUUCCACUGUUUUGGACAAUAUUUUUGUCUCCAUUUUGAAGCCUUUCAACUUGGAAUGGCUCCAGUUUACAUGGCAUUCCUCCGUUUCAUGGGCGACGAAAGAGACGCCAGAAGCUACAGCUACAGUCUCGAGGUAGGAGGAAACGGGCGCAAACUAAUCUAUGAGGGCAGUCCAAGGAGCAUUAGAGAUAGUCACAAGAAAGUCAGAGAUAGUCAUGACGGCCUCAUUGUGUACCGCAACAUGGCACUUUUCUUCUCGGGCGGAGAUAGGAAAGAGUUGAAGUUGCGCGUAACGGGAAGGAUAUGGAAAGAACAGCAAAACCCUGAAGGUGGUGUGUGCAUACCAAACUUGUGUAGCUAAAUUGUUUUGUUUGCAUCUUUUCCCUCCAUAUAUAUAAGCUAUGUAGGGUUGAAUUGAUGUUCUUACAAGUUGUUGAUAAUUUUGGAAAGUAAUUACAUUAAACUUACUGAAUGGUGAUGUUGUUUUCAUCUAACAAAAUAACAUAUUCCUCUCACUUUUCUAACCAA